AUGUACGCAUUCUCCUGGGCCGAAAAAUCACCAGUCGGCCCUUCCUGUAUCAGCUGGGCCAACGGCCAUUCCUUCCGACAUAUUCUCUUGGGCCGAAACCGAUUGGCUGGCUCUUCCGAUAUCAUAUGCUGGGUCAACACAAAACCUACUGGUCAGCGCUUGGGCCCAAAAUCACUAGCAGAGCCCUUCCGAGAUGACAUGGAUAUAGAAUAUCCAGCUGGGCCUAUCCGUUCUUCCUUCCGAGACAUAUAUACAGGGCCCAUCCGUCACUCUCAGUACCUGUAUCCCAAUACGAUCGGCCCGCUUAUCCUAUUGAUCUCACACUUGGCCGACCCGCCAGCAUGGGUACUAUUCCAAGCUGUGGGCCCAUCCGUGAUCAGCUAUGCUUGGGCUCACAUUGGAUGGCCCGCCUCACUGGGUCGAUUCUCAACCUUUGGCUGUCCGACUAAGUCGGGAAAUGUUACUGAAGGGGCUCGAACACUGUAUCAACCUUUGACCUGGAAUUUUGGGCUUAGGUCACUCUGCGCACACCGAUGGUUGAAGCAGAUUGUCGCAAAUGGCUCGUCAGCCAAUUUCAGGAUUUACUGGUCUGGCCUGAUGAAAGAGAAGCAGCUGGCUUAUGAUCCUGCCGACACGCUGAAGCUGGUCAAGGACAAUAUAUGGAACGGCAAUACAGUCGACAUCAUCAACAAGAUCUCUUCCGGCAGCCUAUACUAGUUGGCAUCCACCAUGGGUGCAGCGGUUGACAUCAGGUGGGUUGCUGGCGAGGACCAGGUGGACAGACUGCAGCAGGUAGUAUAGUUAUGUAUAUUUCAUUUUUGCGGUGUCAUUCGUUUGUUCUCGCAAUGUAUAUUAGCGUCGUUUUCAUGCGAUUUCCGUAGUUUCAUUGUGCAAUACGACUACAUUUAAGAAUCUACGAUAGUCGACGGAAAUAUCAU
Messenger RNA from Suillus fuscotomentosus, 938 nucleotides. RefSeq lists its product as uncharacterized. The transcript has 3 exons. Lineage: Eukaryota; Fungi; Basidiomycota; Agaricomycetes; Boletales; Suillaceae. The record is from RefSeq and is a predicted model, not a curated record. Bases 1 to 717 code for a protein of 238 amino acids.